UUUUGUGUGAUGGCAAUUAUAUUCAAGUUGAACGAAGGGCAUAAUAUGCUAUGUGAUAUUGUUGAAAUUAUUAAAAAAAAUAAAAAGUGUUAAAUGUUAUUUAUAAUUUAUCUUUAAUAUCUACAAGUUUACCAUAUCUACUUUAGUGCAAGAUUGAAGACGAUUUAAAAGUUUUUUCGAGAGUUCUUCAGUAGAAAAAAAUGUAUUCUGCCAAUACACAACCAGGUUAUGCUCAAUAUCCUCCACCCUCGCAGCAGCAAUAUCCGCAACCUGGUAAUCAGCCAAACCAAUAUAAUAUGUAUAACCAACCGCCAUAUAAUCCAGGAUUUGCAUACAACCCAACUCCAAACCAAUAUCCGCCGCCUUACUCUCCACAAGGUUAUGGUCCAGUAAUUCAACAGCAGCCUGGCGCUCAUCAACCUCCUCCUGCAGCUGCAUCUGAUGGUUGGAUGGCAAUACCAGCUAGUAUUCCACAAAACUGUCCCAAUGGCCUUCAAUAUCUGACUACAAUUAAUCAGUUACUUGUGAAGCAGAAAGUGGAAUUGUUAGAAGCCUUUUUGGGUUUUGAAACAAACAACAAAUAUACUAUCAAAAACAGUGCUGGUCAGAAAGUUUUUUACGCUAUCGAGGAUAAUGAUUGCUGUUCGAGAAACUGCUGUGGACCAAUAAGACCAUUCGAAAUGAAAAUAUUGGAUAACUACAAAAACGAAAUCAUUCAUUUAUCAAGACCACUUGCGUGCCAAUCGUGUUUCUUUCCAUGUUGUUUACAGAGAAUUGAAGUAUUUUCGCCACCAGGGUGUCUAGUUGGAACAGUUGAACAAGAUUGGUCUAUUCUUACCCCAAUAUUUACCAUACGCAAUGCAGCUAAUGAAGAAGUUUUAAAAAUCGAAGGUCCCAUGUGUCGUUUUUCAAUGUGUGGUGAUGUUGAGUUCAAAGUCUUAUCCAAAGACUUGUCAACUGAAGUCGGUCGUAUAUCUAAACAAUGGUCUGGACUUUUAAGAGAAGCCUUUACGGAUGCUGAUUAUUUUGGAAUAACUUUUCCAAUGGACCUUGAUGUUCGUAUGAAAGCGGUUAUGUUAGGAGCUUGCUUUUUAAUAGAUGUCAUGUUUUAUGAAAAAAGAGGCAACAGAGAAAGUGAUGGAAUUGGAUUGUGCUAAUUUAUAUAAAUUCGUAACAUUAUCCUAAUCAAUUAUUUAAUAACUUGACUAAAAAUGCUACUUUGCCUUAACAUUUAACCGCAGUAUCCUAUAAAAAAAAAAAGCUAUUACUAAUAUAAUGAUGUGCCAAAAAUGUAAACUAUAUAAACAGGGGUCAUUGACCUAAUUGUAUUUAUAAGCACAAAGUUAUAUAUAUUUAAAAAUACUAAUGAUAGUAUAUAUUUUUAAUAGUAUUUCUUAACAAAAGCCUUUAUCUUAAAAUACAUAUUUUUUUACGCUUUUUAUUUGUUAUUAGACAAUAUAUUUGUUUUUCUCUUAUCCUAAAUGAUAUUUUUUACAAAAUAAUAUUUACAGUUUACACUUGCAUGAUGAGUAGAUCAACUUAUUUUUAUUUAUAUAUAUAUUUUUUUUUUCUUCUAAAUUUACAAAACAAAAAAAAUAUUUAUACUACUUUACAAAAUAGUAGGAAAAUGGUCUCACCUGACAAUUCAUGUUACCAUAAUACAAGAUAUAUACAAUCUUGUUAUUUAAAAAAGACAAUAAUUUUCUAGUCCAGUUCUUCUGAAUAAUCCUAUACAAUGUACGUUUUGUUUUGUGUUAUUUUUAUACAGUAUUUACAACAUAAAAUAUUUUACACACAUUUUAUUAGUAGUCUGUAGUAGUAUUAUUUGACAGUAUUACGAGCUAAAUUAUAUAACAUAAGAAUGCUU
Adelges cooleyi (spruce gall adelgid) is the source of this 1867-nucleotide messenger RNA. RefSeq names its product phospholipid scramblase 2-like. The transcript is spliced from 8 exons. Gene Ontology annotation, molecular function: phospholipid scramblase activity. Lineage: Eukaryota; Metazoa; Arthropoda; Insecta; Hemiptera; Adelgidae. The record is from RefSeq and is a predicted model, not a curated record. Bases 201 to 1157 code for a protein of 318 amino acids. Gene Ontology annotation, cellular component: plasma membrane. Gene Ontology annotation, biological process: plasma membrane phospholipid scrambling.